This is a messenger RNA of Plasmodium cynomolgi strain B, 1302 nucleotides long. RefSeq lists its product as hypothetical. The record is from RefSeq and is a predicted model, not a curated record. The coding region runs from base 1 to 1302 and encodes 433 amino acids. NCBI's taxonomy places the organism in Eukaryota, Apicomplexa, Aconoidasida, Haemosporida, Plasmodiidae. The transcript has 2 exons.
AUGGGAUUCAUAAUUAACGAUGCCAAAAAAAAUGACGUGAUUAAAACAAGUCCCGCAGAAGUAAAUGGUGAGGAGGCCACAAGUAACACUUAUUUGAGUGAAUCGAACAACGGGAAAAAAAAUGGCGAGGAAUGCCCAGGUGGAAAUGGAUCUGUUCCAUUGAGUGAUGGUGACACCCCAGGGGGGGAGGAACCCCCUGUGGGGAGCGAAGACUACGUCGUGGCUAACCACGGGAAUGAGAAAGAACAACCAUGUGAUGGUACUCAGACUGAUAAUUUCGCAACGGAAGAGACCACUAUUAAUUGUGCUGCCAACCCCGGAGAGCAUGCCCACUGGAGUGGCAACAAGGGCAGCGAGCGGGAGGCGUUUGCGGACGAGACCGAGCAACUCCCAUGUGACAACGGAAGUGACAUGAACCCGGAGGCGGAGCAAAACAACAUAGAGCCAAAUGGUGAAGGAGGAAUGCACAGUUUGGGAAGUGGGAGCGGCGACCACGAAGGCAGCCGCAGUGGUGUGUUCUACUUACAUGGGCCGAGCGAACAAGGACAUGUCGCACCAAGCGAACAAGGACAUGUCGCACCGAGUGAACAAGGACAUGUCGCACCGACUGAAGACCCCAAUGUGUUAAACAGUACCAUCGAGCAGCAGGAGAGUAGCUUCUCAUUUAAGUCAAUUUUGAUCAAUCCAAACGAAGGUGCCGUUUCAACACAGGAUGGGAGAGGAAGCGAAAGCAUCCGCAUGACUAAUGUGCAAACAUCCAUUUGCAGCGCAGAUAUGAAUACAUUAUGUGGAGGGGAACAAGGAGUGACUGUAAUGACCCUCCCCCUGGAGAGUAAUCCGCUAGAGCCUAAUGGACUAAGUGGAGUGGCGCCCCAGGGGGUGGGCAAAGUGGGUUGCGCAAAUGGGGAAGUACCCAGCCAGGGGGAAGUACCUGAAGGUGUAACGGGACAUAUCGCUGGAGGGGAAACUGGCCACCUCGCUGGAGGGGAAACUGGCCACCCCGCUGGAGAACCCCCGCGGAGGAGAAAGCACCCCCGCUCGUCUGAGCAGAAGCCGCCAAGUAAUGUCAAUUCGGAUGAUGGUGAUGAAUCGAACCAUAUCAUAAAAAAGAAAAUAAAAAGAAAAGUGGAUGAAAAUGAUCAGAUUUUUUAUGCCAUUAAUGAAUUCAUGAAGGAGGGACUCAAAAAUGAAUGCAUCCCUUUGUUUGAGCGUCUACAGCAAAAUUUGUUUUUUUUAGUGAUGCUUGCGAAUAUACCGAAUGAGAAUUUUGACGAGCUGGAAAGCAGUUCGUCGGAUUACUAG